AUGAAAACAGAAAAACAGGUGGUAGAAAAUAGAGCUAAAAUUAAACCCAUUAUAGAAGCUGUAUUAGUAUGUGGUAGGGAGGAAAUGUCACUUAGAGGACAUCAAGAUUACGGGGAACUGAAAAUAGAUGAUAGUUCCGUAAAAGAAGGAAAGUUUCGUGCAAUUUUAAAAUAUAGAGCUAAAGGGGACGCUGAAUUAAGAGAAACACUUGAACAAUCAAGCUUUAUGUAUUUGCUGAUGGGAGAAAAAACAGUAACUGAUUGCGAUGUUUAUGAUGAACUUUUAGAUUUGUAUAUGCCUGAUGUGCCUAAAGUUAUUUUAAAAACAGAAAUUAAAUUAUGGCACAAUUAUCUGAAUAACCAUCCCGAUAUAAAAAGUAAGCGUCAAGCUUUGGCGCAUUUGGAAUUAUGCAACCAACAAGCUUACCCUAACGUGUACAAACUGUUGUUAAUAUUCUGUGCAAUACCAGUUUCUACAGCCACACCAGAGAGAACAUUCUCAACGUUAAAAAUAAUUAGAACCUAUCUUUGA
Psylliodes chrysocephalus is the source of this 531-nucleotide messenger RNA. The record is from the annotation of a GenBank genome assembly. Lineage: Eukaryota; Metazoa; Arthropoda; Insecta; Coleoptera; Chrysomelidae.